UUUACCAAUAAGCCUUAAUUCGAGAGUUUCUUCUUACCAAUAAUCCAAAGAGUCAUUUCUAUAUAAAUCACUCCCCUUUCCUAUACAUUAGAAUCCAACUCAAACUACAGAAUCUACUACUUUAGCAGGUAUCUUUUCUAUCUUAGUCAAAUGGCUUCAAGGAAGAUCAACCUGCAGGGUCUAGUCAUGGUCUUGGUAACCAUGCUUUGGGCGAGAACCAUGGCUCAAUCAUCAGAUUGUACCAGUGUGCUAAUCACCAUGGCUCCAUGCCUUAAUUAUGUGACUGGAAGCUCCCCCACUCCAUCUGCUUCAUGCUGCUCACAGCUUGCUAAUAUUGUUCAAUCACAGCCGCGGUGCCUUUGCAUGGCUCUCAAUGGCGGGGGUGCAUCACUGGGUGUGUCAAUUAACCAGACACUUGCUCUUGCACUCCCUGCUCUUUGCAGUGUCAAAACUCCACCUGUUAGCGGGUGCAAUGCCGCUGAUGGACCUGCAACUGCAAUAUCUCCUUCAGGCUCUCCAGCCGCUUCUCCUCAAAAUUUACCAGGUGGUUCAGAAGACACACCAAGCAGCUCAUCAACACCAGGUGGAUCAAAAACAGUUCCAGCUACUUCCAAUGGUGUUAUCAUGGAAAUGCCUGUUAAGCUCAUCCUGUUCUUUCUGCCCAUGGCUUUCUAUGCUUCAACUUAA
This is a messenger RNA of Durio zibethinus, 687 nucleotides long. Lineage: Eukaryota; Viridiplantae; Streptophyta; Magnoliopsida; Malvales; Malvaceae. The record is from RefSeq and is a predicted model, not a curated record.